Molecule: messenger RNA, 312 nt
Organism: Pleurotus ostreatus (oyster mushroom)
Lineage: Eukaryota; Fungi; Basidiomycota; Agaricomycetes; Agaricales; Pleurotaceae
Gene: PAM18
Product: mitochondrial import inner membrane translocase subunit TIM14
Exons: 2
Coding region: 1-312 (103 amino acids)
Biological process (GO): protein import into mitochondrial matrix
Cellular component (GO): PAM complex, Tim23 associated import motor
Molecular function (GO): ATPase activator activity
Source: RefSeq, a predicted model, not a curated record
AUGGCUACACCUGUCAUUGUCGGUGUUGGUGCUAUUGCGGCAGCUCUCGCAGGCCGCCACUUUCUUCGUCGCGCGGGCCAGGGCGCGGCCGACCAGUGGGUUAGAGGCGGAUUCAAGGCAAAGAUGGACCGGAAAGAAGCCAUUGCCAUCCUCGGUCUCAAAGAUGGCGCUACGCUGAAGAACCGUCUGAAGGAUGCACACCGACACAUCAUGCUAGCAAACCAUCCUGACCGCGGGGGUUCACCAUAUCUUGCCAGUAAAAUCAAUGAGGCGAAGGACUUGCUCGACAAAACAGACGGUCGGGGACGGUAG